GUCUCUCGUCCUUAGGUAUAGUGGCUUGGGACGAAUUCGGAAGGUCUGGCUUUCGAACCGGCCGUUACACAUGCUCAAAGAAAGAAAAAAAAAAAAAAAGAAAAAUAAAAUUUCGUGUCUCUUGGUGGCCCUAUUUUUUCAGUUGAGCUGGGCAGCAUUACUGUUAGCAGUGAAGCAAUACCACUGUUAGGACCAGACUCGAAACAGAGAUCACCGUUCCAAGCAGUCGUGAAGCAUACUCGCCGCUGCUCAGCGCGAGCUCGAUUUCCGGUGAUAGAUCUCUCUCAUCCGGUGAUCGUUUAACCUUCAAUUUCUCUCGUUCAUUCAAUUCACUUCACUGUUCUCAUCCUUAAACUGGUUUGCUACUGAGGGUUGGAAGGUAAGGUGUGAUGGCUCUUUAUAGGCACAGCAGCGAAUUGUUACAUGAUAGAAGAGGCAUCAUUGGGGCAGUUCUCAACUCUCUUGAUCGAAGCAAGCACGGUUUGCAGUUUGUUCGUCGUGGGACGAGGUUUGGUCGGAUUACUUUACAAAGGUUCUUGUCUUGGGUGUUCUCGCUUGCAGUGCUCUUCUCUAUCUAUCUAUCAAUUUUCGGCUUAAAGAUGCCCUGUCAUGGUGGAAUUUCAUCACUGAGAGGACAACAAGAAUUUUUUGGACUUGAUGCCAUGCAACAACCAAUAAUGAAGCCCCAUAGACCACGGUUUGUUCCUUGUGAGGUUGGACUUUUAGACUUCGUUGAUUAUCUUGUUGAGCCCACGCAUUCUACAAAAUUCAAACGGUUUUCAAUUGGGUACAUUGAAAGAGAGGAGAAAAUUUCCGACAACGAUCCAUUUGUGCCCAGAUUUGGAGGACAUCAGACCCUUGAAGAACGAGAGACAUCCUUUAAUGCAAGAAAUCAAACAAUUCAUUGUGGAUUUAUUAAAGGACCAGAAGGAUAUCCAAGCACUGGAUUUGAUUUGGAUGAGAAGGACAUAACAUACAUGAAUACAUGCAGUGUUGUGGUAUCUUCUUGCAUUUUUGGAAGCUCUGACUUCUUGAGGAGGCCUACCAGAAAACUGAUCAGUGAAUAUUCCCAAAAAAAUGUUUGCUUCGUCAUGUUUGUGGAUGAGCAGACGCUGUCGAAAUUAUCAAUGGAGGGAAAUGUUCCUGAUGAUAGUGGAUAUAUUGGCUUAUGGAGAAUAGUCACUGUAAGGAACUUACCGUACGAGGACAUGCGGAAAACUGGAAAGGUGCCAAAAUUUUUAUCACAUCGCCUUUUCCCUUCUUCUAGGUAUUCAAUCUGGCUUGACAGCAAGAUGCGACUUCAGACUGAUCCAAUGCUAAUAAUUGAAUACUUCUUGUGGCGAACGGGAUCUGAGUAUGCUAUUUCAAACCAUUAUACACGCCACUGUGUCUGGGAGGAGGUACUCCAAAAUAAGCGUCUUAAUAAGUACAAUCACACGGCCAUCGACGAACAAUUUAUUUUUUACCAGUCUGACGGUCUCACCAAGUUUGAUCCUUCAGACCCAAAUACCCCUCUUCCAAGCUAUGUCCCAGAAGGUUCAUUUAUUGUCAGGGCCCAUACACCAAUGUCAAAUUUAUUUUCAUGCCUUUGGUUCAAUGAAGUGGAUCGUUUUACAUCACGUGAUCAACUGAGCUUUGCAUAUACUUUCUUGAAACUGAAGAGGAUGAAUCCAGACAGACCAUUCUAUCUGAAUAUGUUUAAGGACUGUGAGCGCAGAGCACUGGCAAAGUUGUUUCGUCAUAGGGCAGUGUCACCUCCAUUUGCUCCUUGAUGAGUUGAAAUUUAAAAUCCUUCUGGUGUUAAUGCCUGGCGGGUGUAAUAUUCAACUCUGUUCUUGUCAAUGAACUGGUAAUCCCCCUUUAAAUUCGAUUCGGGUUUUGACUGCAAUGGGCUUCAUUGUCGAAGUUCCAAGAAUCCCUAUAACUCCAGUUGACGAUGGUACGCUUAGAUCCUUUUGGCUAGAGUGUAACCUGAUCUUGGAUAUGGCUCUUUGAACCAUUCAACAUCACCAUGCAGAAGAGUGCAGAUCUAAUGGUCCACCCCCCAGUUGAACGGGAGUAUUUGCAGGGAGGCUCGGCAGUUAACUUUUUUUCACUUGCUAAGUCUGGAAUCUUGCCUAUCAAGACCCCGUGGCCUGGCAUUUUUUCAAAUAGAUUCGGCACUGCUGGCUUAUUAUGGUGUUUUUUUUCUUGUACCCUUCUAAUUUUUCUCCCCUCCGUUUGUGGCUCACUCGAGACUUUUGAUCCAGUUGGUUCUGGUGGUUGAGUUGCUAUCCUUUCGACUUUGCUUUCAUUUUCUGUCCUGUAUAUUGACUGCAUGUUUUUGGUUGUUGAGUUGCUAUCAUUUCGACUUUGCUUUCAUUUUCUGUACUGUAUUUUGGCUUUGAGAGAGAGAGAGAGAGAGAGGGAGGAGUCUGUUUAGUUUUCCUCCAAUGUCUCAUCUCCGAUCUUUGUGCGUGUGCAUCUCCAAUAUUGCAAAUUUGCUCAUUUAGAGAUGCUGCUUCAAGUAAAAAUUGAAGCACAAAAGCACUGUUGGAGGGCUUUGAUUAACA
Cornus florida is the source of this 2552-nucleotide messenger RNA. Its product is annotated as probable hexosyltransferase MUCI70. Bases 390 to 1772 code for a protein of 460 amino acids. The transcript is spliced from 10 exons. The record is from RefSeq and is a predicted model, not a curated record. NCBI's taxonomy places the organism in Eukaryota, Viridiplantae, Streptophyta, Magnoliopsida, Cornales, Cornaceae.